Messenger RNA from Oncorhynchus nerka (sockeye salmon), 2158 nucleotides. RefSeq names its product tumor necrosis factor a (TNF superfamily, member 2) (gene tnfa). Gene Ontology annotation, cellular component: membrane. The transcript has 4 exons. The record is from RefSeq and is a predicted model, not a curated record. Lineage: Eukaryota; Metazoa; Chordata; Actinopteri; Salmoniformes; Salmonidae. Gene Ontology annotation, molecular function: tumor necrosis factor receptor binding. The coding region runs from base 179 to 913 and encodes 244 amino acids. Gene Ontology annotation, biological process: immune response.
UGUCACUACCUACUACCUUCAAAACACAGUCAACCUCUAAUACCACUGUGGGAACUUAGCUACUGAAGUUAUUCUGAGUUUACCAACUUGUAUACCUAUCGCAAACCAGCUUGAUUGACAUUGGAGCUCCAGGCUUCUCUUGGAUACUAAGGACUUUGACGGAAGGUUCUACUAUACGAUGGCAGGUGAUUGCAGCAGAGUGAUGUUAGACGUGGAGAGUGGCCCUGUGUACCCAGCAACGACCGUGACCCUGGUACGGGAGAAGUCCACACACCGAUGGAGGCUGUGUGGUGCCCUGCUGGCCAUGGCACUGUGUGUCUCAGCUGCACUCUUCGUUACCUGGCACACCAAGAGACAAGAUCAGGUCGAGGAUGUUAAUGAACUUCAGCAUACACUGAGACAACUCUCUGUAAACAGAAAGGCUGCCAUUCAUCUGGAAGGUGAGUACAACGUCAGUGGAAAAUACAAGACCACAGUGGAGUGGACAGACGAUGAGGGCCAGGUAAUCUCACAGGGGGGUCUUAAACUCAACAACAACGAGAUUGUGAUCCCUCGGCCGGGCCUAUACUUCGUCUACAGCCAGGUCUCUUUCCGCGUCAGCUGCAAGGCCGACCCCAAGCACCCUAACAACCAGGAGAUGGUUCACCUGAGUAACACGGUCACGCGCUGGUCCCCAAGCUACGGCACCGAAGACGACAAGGAGGACCAGAUGCUGCUCAACUCUGUACGCACCGUGUGUAAGAAGUCUUCCAACAGCGAGGCGAGCGAAGGACAGUGGUAUAAUGCCGUGUAUGUGGGAGCCGUGUUCAACCUGGAGAAGGGAGACAGGCUCCGGACAGUCACAGAGAACAGGCUUCUGCCCCAUCUGGAGAGUGGCGAUGGGAAGAACUUCUUUGGCGUGUUCGCCUUGUGAGACGGACGAAAAUGGCAUGACGAUAGAGAGGAAGGGUACUUCCCAAAUCACCCUAUACUUUAACUAUGGGUGCACUAUAUAGGGAGUAGGGUGACGUUUGGGCCGUGGCCUCAGCGUGAGGGGGAAAAGGUUCAUACAGUAGGAGGGGUUAAACAGCAAGAUCCACGAUGAAGAAGAGGAUAAUGGAAGGUUAGCUGAUAGGAGUCAGGGCCGUUUCAUCUACUGAAGUUGACUGAGGUUAAGGCAUCGUGUUGUUUCGUGUUAAAGCCAAUGCAUUUUAUUUUUUAUUUUGAACUCUUCUGUCAAAGAUGAGGAAUUAUAGAUUGGGUACUAGUCUGUUUGUGCCAUCAUGCCACUCCUUGUCAUACCAAACAUCGGCUUGCAUGACAGCAUGAUGUAGGCAAGAGCACAAGCAGAUGUGGAACCAGGCUAGAGAAAUGACACCGAUCUAUCUAAACUGUAGCAGUUUGUUUAUAUAUACUUGGGGUUUAUUGUUUAACAAAUGUGUUGCCAUGGCGUUACCAUGACAGUAAAUGUCUAUGAUGCUAAUGCUGAACUACAAUCCACAGCACAUAAACCAACCCUCACUAUAUAUAUAUAUAUAUAUAUAUAUAUAUAUAUAUUCUACUAUCUGAAGGAAUUCUGACAUACAGUAUGAUUCAAUUUAUUUAAGCAUUGUGGCCCACUACAUCGGUCAAAUAUCUCAUAUUGAGAAGUCAAUUCUAAUUGAUUCUGAAUUCUGAAUUCAUUAUUUAUUUUAAAAAUAUAUAUUUAUCAUUAUGUUUUAGUUAAUUAUACUUGUAUUGUUGUCUGUAUUUACUAUGUAUUAUGAAGCUUUAUUUAAACUAGGCAAGUCAGUUAAGAACAAAUUCUUAUUUACAAUGACGGCCUACCCCGGCCAAUCCCUGCCCUAAACCCAGACAACACUGAGCCAAUUGUGCUCCGCCAUAUGGGACUCCCAAUCACAGUCGGUUGUGAUACAGCCUGGAAUCAAACCAGGGUGUCUGUAGUGACGCCUCUAGCAAUGAGAUGCAGUGCCUUAGACCGCUGCCCACUCAGGAGCCACUAAGGGUAUAUAUUGUAUUACUUGCUAUUUAAAUUACAUUUGAAAUUAUUAUUAUUAUUUUUUUUUUUUUUUUAAUUCUACAUUUUAAAGAGUAAUUUAUUUGUAUACAUUUAUUUAUUUAACUACAGUAGUGUGGUUGAGUUGAAAUAUCUCAAUAAAAUGCGAAUGAAAAAUGACAA